CGUAGUAGUUUAGGAGAGGUGAAAAGUCGUAUUUUCUCCACGCAGCUAGGUGUUUCGAGCGUAGACGAGUUGCGGCAGAUUCUCGGGACGGAUAUCGACGAUGCGCAAAAGAAAAAGAUGAAAUCUGUAGGGGAAAGGUCCGAGAACGGAGUGAAAGACUCGAAAAGUGAAACAGCUCUGACCGACGAGAUCGUUUACAAAGAUUCCUCGACGUUCCUAAAGGGGACGCAAUCGUCGAAUCCGCACAACGAUUACUGCCAGCAUUUCAUCGACACGGGUCAGCGACCGCAGAAUUUUAUCAGGGACGUAGGCCUGGCGGACAGGUUCGAGGAGUACCCGAAAUUACGGGAGCUGAUCAAGCUGAAGGACGAUUUAAUCGCGGAAACUGCAACGCCUCCCAUGUAUUUGAAAACAAACUUGCUCGCGUACAAUUUGAAAGAGCUGAACUGCAAGUUCGACGUGAUCCUGAUCGAACCCCCGUUGGAGGAGUAUCAACGCACCUGCGGUGCGACAAACGUCCAACUUUGGAAUUGGGAUCAGAUAAUGGAAUUAGAUAUCGGCGAAGUGGCGGCCAAUCGAAGCUUCGUAUUUCUCUGGUGCGGUAGUAGCGACGGAUUAGAUAUGGGACGUUUUUGUCUUCGCAAAUGGGGUUUCAGACGAUGCGAAGACAUAUGCUGGAUUCGCACCAACAUCAAUAAUCCGGGCCACAGUAAAAAUCUAGACAGCAAAGCUGUCCUCCAGAGAACGAAAGAGCAUUGCCUGAUGGGCAUCAAGGGGACCGUUAGACGGUCCACGGACGGAGACUUCAUUCACGCGAACGUCGAUAUCGAUUUGAUCAUAUCGGAGGAGCCCGAGUACGGUUCGAUCGAGAAGCCUGUCGAGAUCUUCCACAUAAUCGAGCACUUCUGCUUAGGCAGGCGAAGGCUGCACUUAUUCGGUCGGGACAGCACCAUUCGACCAGGAUGGCUCACCGUCGGUCCAGAGUUGACCAACACCAAUUUCAACGCCGACCUCUACACCAGCUAUUUCGCCAACGGUCAGAUUACCACCGGCUGCACCGAACGAAUCGAAGCGCUCAGGCCAAAGUCUCCGCCACCGAAGGGGAAAGUGACCGGUCGAGGCAGAGGCGGUUUCAAUCGAGGACGAGGUAGAGGAAGGUAAAACGCUGCUGCGCCUCGAUACAACACGACGCCCUCUUUCCUCCGAUACCGUUUCCACGACACACACACAAACAAACAAACAAACAAACAAACAAACACACUCGCACUCGCACAGAGAGUGGUGUACCAAACCGAUAAAAAAAUAUUAUUUCUCUCCCCGCAAUUCUCCAUCAUACGGAGAGAACUUGUUUCUACCUUUGUAUUGUACGAUAUUUUGCUUUACAUAUUGUAAUAUAGUUGCUUUCGAAAGUACCGCGCUACCCAAUAUUCCAAUGAUCUUCAACUUUGUGUAACGCAACGUUCACGCGCGCGCGCGCGCGCCACU
Messenger RNA from Habropoda laboriosa, 1485 nucleotides. RefSeq names its product methyltransferase-like protein 14 homolog. Gene Ontology annotation, molecular function: mRNA binding. The transcript is spliced from 4 exons. Lineage: Eukaryota; Metazoa; Arthropoda; Insecta; Hymenoptera; Apidae. The annotation marks the transcript as partial. Gene Ontology annotation, cellular component: nucleus; RNA N6-methyladenosine methyltransferase complex. The record is from RefSeq and is a predicted model, not a curated record.